Ilex paraguariensis (yerba mate) is the source of this 4203-nucleotide messenger RNA. The record is from the annotation of a GenBank genome assembly. Lineage: Eukaryota; Viridiplantae; Streptophyta; Magnoliopsida; Aquifoliales; Aquifoliaceae.
AUGAUCAUCAGCUUUUCGAAAAUUGCUGAGAGGUGGAACUUUAAGGCUCUUCGCCAACAAUUUGAAGCGCUGGGUGCUAACCAGUCUCGACAAAGACCGUCGUCGGCAUCGCCGGCCGGUUCAUCGGGAUUAUGGUUCUUUCUCCGCCCUAGUCCACCCCAUCCCUUCUCUCUCCACUACCUUCCCCAAAUGGACUUCGCCAGCCGCCAUGCUUCCUCCCCCGAUCACCACCAACAACGACCCGAAACCUCCUCCUCCGCUCCAUCCUCAGCUCCACCCUCGCCAACCCUUGAAGAACCUGAACAUUUGGCCCGUUACAUGGUUGUAAAGCACUCGUGGCGCGGGCGGUACAAAAGAAUUCUGUGCAUAUCCAAUUUCAGUAUAAUUACUUUGGAUCCAUCGACUUUAUCGAUAACGAAUUCGUAUGAUGUGCCGAAUGAUUUUGAAGGGGCGACGCCGAUUCUUGGGAGGGAUGAGAAUUCGAAUGAGUUUAAUAUUAGCUUGAGGACGGACGGCCGUGGGAAAUUUAAGGCGAUGAAGUUUUCGUCCAAUUAUAGGGCAAGUAUAUUGACUGAGUUGCAUAAAAUAAGGUGGAGUAGAAUCGGCCCCAUUGCCGAGUUUCCAGUGCUGCAUCUGAAAAGAAGGACUUCCGAGUGGGUUCCUUUUAAAUUGAAAGUUACUUAUAUUGGAGUUGAACUUAUUGAACUGAAAUCUGGAGACCUUCGUUGGUGCUUGGAUUUUAGAGACAUGGAUUCCCCUGCAAUAAUUCUUCUUUCUGAUGCUUACGGGAAGAAAAAUACUGACAAUGGAGGUUUUAUUCUUUGUCCUUUGUAUGGAAGAAAAUCUAAAGCUUUCCAAGCUGCUUCAGGGACUUCAAAUACUGCUAUUAUAUCAAAUUUGACAAAAACUGCAAAGUCCAUGGUCGGAUUGUCAUUAGCCGUGGAUAGUUCUCAAUCACCUACUGUAGCCGAGUAUAUAAAGCAGCGAGCCAAAGAGGCUGUCGGGGCAGAAGAAACUCCUUGUGCUGGGUGGUCUGUGACAAGGUUGCGAUCUGCUGCCCAUGGAACGCUGAAUACUCCAGGAUUGAGUUUGGCACUUGGGCCAAAAGGAGGACUAGGGGAACAAGGUGAUGCUGUAUCUUGUCAACUCAUUCUUACAAAGGUUUCACUUGUUGAACGGCGGCCUGAGAACUAUGAAGCUGUUAUCGUCCGUCCUUUAUCUGUUGUGAGUGCUCUUGUGCGAUUCGCUGAGGAGCCCCAGAUGUUUGCCAUUGAAUUCAAUGAUGGAUGCCCCAUUCAUGUUUAUGCAAGCACUUCUCGUGAUAGCUUACUUGCAGCGGUUCGGGACAUGUUGCAAACAGAAGGUCAGUGCCCAGUACCCGUACAGCCGAGGCUAACGAUGCCGGGUCAUCGAAUCGAUCCAGCUUGUGGCAGAGUUCAUUUACAAAUUCAGCAGCUUCCUGUAGGACAACAACGAUCUUAUGCUGAAAUGGAAACUGCAACCAUGCAUUUGAAACAUUUGGCGGCAGCUGCCAAAGAUGCUGUUGCUGAAGGAGGCUCCAUUCCUGGAUCAAGAGCCAAACUCUGGCGUAGAAUAAGAGAAUUCAAUGCAUGCAUCCCAUAUAGUGGAGUGCCUCUUAGCAUUGAAGUACCUGAAGUGACUUUGAUGGCCUUAAUUACAAUGCUUCCAGCUGCUCCCAAUCUUCCUCCAGAAUCCCCUCCCUUGCCACCUCCUUCUCCCAAAGCAGCUGCAACAGUAAUGGGUUUCCUUGCAUGUUUACGAAGAUUACUGGCUUCAAGAAGUGCCGCCUCACAUGUGAUGUCUUUUCCAGCAGCUGUUGGAAGAAUAAUGGGUUUACUCAGAAAUGGUUCUGAAGGAGUAGCUGCUGAAGCUGCAGGGCUUAUUGCAGCACUUAUUGGUGGUGGUCCUGGGGAUACAACUAUAUUAACUGAUACAAAGGGAGAGCGGCAUGCAACAUUUAUGCAUACCAAGGCUGUAUUAUUUGCUCAUCAGAGUUAUCUUAUCAUCCUAGUCAACAGGUUGAAACCAAUGUCUGUAUCGCCCUUGUUAUCAAUGUCUGUUGUGGAGAUUCUUGAGGCAAUGAUAUGUGAACCGCAUGGUGAAACAACUCAAUACACAGUUUUUGUUGAAUUAUUACGUCUGGUAGCUGGCUUGAAGCGUCGCUUGUUUGCAUUGUUUGGGCAUCCUGCUGAAAGUGUAAGGGAAACAGUGGCUGUUAUUAUGCGAACAAUUGCGGAAGAAGAUGCAAUUGCAGCAGAGUCCAUGCGUGAUGCUGCUCUGCGUGAUGGUGCUUUGUUGAGACAUUUGUUGCAUGCGUUUUUCCUUCCUGCUGGUGAACGGCGUGAAGUUAGCCGGCAGCUUGUGGCGCUCUGGGCGGAUUCUUAUCAACCUGCCCUUGAUUUGUUAUCUAGAGUUCUGCCUCCUGGCCUUGUUGCUUAUUUGCACACACGUGCUGAUGGGCUUCUAGCUGAAGAUAUAGCUAAUCAGGACGUAUCUUUGAUGAGCAGGAGGCAGAGACGUUUACUUCAGCAGAGGAGGAUUCGUACUGAAAAAGGAAUAACAUCUCCUGGGCAUUCCUUGCCUAUUAAUAAUUAUGAAGCUAGUGAUCCAGCUCAGCAGACAGGUGGUGUUGCCUUCAGAGGGCCAGAUAGCUAUAUAAAAUCUGCAGUAGAACCAAAUUCUGGGCAGGUGCCAGCUGUUCACUCUUCGGCAGUUCAGGAAAGUGAAAAUUUGCCGAAUGAAUUUUCCUCUAGAGUGGUUCCACAAAGUGAUCAUGCAGUAGCUGUUGUUCCUCCUGAUGCUCCAUCAGUGAAUACAUACGAGCAAGCUGAAUCAAAUGCUCCAAAUGCAACUGAUUUUGAUGUCAACGUGGUCAGUUCCCAGGGUGCGGGCCUUCCUGCUCCUGCUCAGGUGGUUGUGGAGAACACUCCUGUGGGAUCUGGUAGGCUACUAUUGAACUGGCCUGAAUUUUGGCGAGCUUUUAGCCUUGAUCACAACCGUGCUGACUUGAUCUGGAAUGAGCGUACCAGGCAGGAGCUAAGAGAAACUUUGCAGGCAGAGGUGCAUAAACUGGAUGUUGAGAAGGAACGCACUGAAGAUAUUGUUCCUGGGGGUGCAACUUUAGAGAUUAUGACUGGGCAAGAUACUGUGCCUCAGAUAUCAUGGAAUUACAUUGAGUUUUCUGUUAGGUAUCCUAGUUUAUCCAAAGAAGUAUGUGUUGGUCAAUAUUAUCUUCGAUUGCUGCUUGAGAGUGGCUGCAGUGGGAGGGCACAGGAUUUUCCACUGCGUGACCCAGUUUCUUUCUUUAGAGCGCUGUAUCAUCGGUUCUUAUGUGAUGCAGACACAGGGCUUACUGUAGACGGGGCUGUUCCUGAUGAGAUGGGUGCUUCUGAUGAUUGGUGUGAUAUGGGAAGGUUAGAUGGUUUUGGAGGAGGUGGAGGCUCCUCAGUCCGAGAGCUUUGUGCAAGGGCAAUGGCCAUUGUAUAUGAGCAACAUUAUAAAAUAAUAGGCCCUUUUGAAGGUACCGCACACGUUACGGUUCUCUUGGAUAGGACUGAUGAUAGAGCGUUGAGGCACCGUCUUCUUCUUCUUUUGAAGGUUUUAAUGAAGGUCUUAUCAAAUUUAGAGGCUUGCGUCUUGGUUGGAGGAUGUGUUCUGGGUGUUGAUUUGCUGACAGCAGUUCAUGAAGCUGCAGAAAGAACUGCUAUCCCUUUGCAAUCUAACUUGAUAGCUGCUACUGCUUUCACGGAACCACUGAAGGAAUGGAUGUUUUUUGACAAUGACGGUGCACAAGUUGGACCAGUAGAGAAGGAUGCUAUCAGAAGGUUCUGGUCAAAAAAAGCAAUUGAUUGGACGACCAGGUGCAGGGCUUCUGGGAUGCCAGACUGGAAGAAAUUACGAGACAUCAGGGAACUUCGUUGGGCACUUGCUGUUCGGGUUCCUGUUCUCACUCCAAUCCAGGUAGGGGAGGCAGCAUUAUCCAUAUUACACAGCAUGGUAUCUGCACAUUCAGAUAUAGAUGAUGCUGGAGAGAUAGUUACCCCCACACCUAGAGUAAAACGGAUCUUGUCAAGCCCACGUUGCCUUCCACAUAUUUCCCAGGUGAAUUUAUUUGGAGUUUUUGACACGCUAUUGGUAGUCUUACAAUUGCUCUUCCAGUUGUGUGCCUUGUGUGGAGGGUAA